Messenger RNA from Tachysurus vachellii, 5131 nucleotides. RefSeq names its product leucine-rich repeats and immunoglobulin-like domains 1 (gene lrig1). Gene Ontology annotation, molecular function: protein binding. The transcript has 19 exons. Bases 436 to 3465 code for a protein of 1009 amino acids. The record is from RefSeq and is a predicted model, not a curated record. Lineage: Eukaryota; Metazoa; Chordata; Actinopteri; Siluriformes; Bagridae.
CAGCAGGAAAGAUGGGCGGGUCUUUACGAGUCCGAAGCUCUUCCAACGUGCGUCCUGAGGAAAGGAAAAGAAAAGGAGGAAAGUAAAGACAGAUAGAGGAGGAAAAGAAAAGGGAAAAAAAGGAUAGAUCUGCAGUUACGAUCAGAAGUGAAAGGAGAAGCGUUUAAAUAACCGGAUCGUUUGGAUUUGAGCUGUUUUUUUUUUGAUGAGAAGCUUCACCGGUCUCGAGCGCAGAAAGUUAGCUCAGGAUCCGCGGCGGCUUUUACACACAAACCCUGUGAUGUUUUUGUGUGUUAUUCUACACAGAGACACGCAAAAGAAGACGUUCACGAUGCUUUCUUCGCAUCCAGACCACGUCAUGGAGGAUAAAUAAUCAACCAAAACAAACCUGACUCGGAUCUGUGGAGAGAUUAGAUCAGAACUGAUAGACACAAAAUGGCGGCGGCUCUGGGACACAUUUCAUAUUAUGUUUUUUAUUGCCUCGUAACCAUGGAACUGUUCAUCGUUCACGGCUCGAGCUCGGAUUUGCCCUGUUCACAAAACUGCACGUGCACUUCAGACGCGACCGACUGCAGCCACCGGAAACUAACCGAUAUUCCCAAAGAUUUACCGGAUCGGACCGUGUAUCUAAACCUGAGCCACAACAUGCUGACGGCAGUCGAUACGGACAUCCUGUCCAAUCUGCCCAACCUUAAAGAAGUGAGACUGGACCACAAUGAGCUGACAUCAAUCCCCGAGUUUGGCAGCGCCCCGCCAGCCAUCGUCACUCUCCAUCUGCACCAUAAUAAGAUUAGCGGCGUGCAGGGCAGCCGUCUCCGAAACCUCACCCACUUGGAGACUCUGGACCUGAGUAAUAAUGACAUCAUCGAUGUGAGAGAACACUGCUUCCCUCGUGGCCUCCGUGUCCGAGAUCUGUCGCUCAGCAGUAAUAAAAUUGUACACCUGGAGUUUGGUGCGUUCAGGAACCUGAACGACACUCUGCAGGUCCUGAGGCUCAGCAGGAACCGGCUCACCCAGCUGCCUGUCAAAGGCCUCGAGCUUCCCAGACUAACACAGCUGGACCUGAGCAGGAACCGGCUGCGCUUGAUCGAAGGCCUGACCUUUCAGGGUCUCUCCAUCCUGGAGGUUUUGAAACUCCAGAGGAACAACAUCAGCAAGCUCACAGACGGGGCGUUCUUCGGUCUGGCACGCAUGAGAACCCUCCAUUUGGAGUAUAACAGUCUGAAAGAGGUGAACAGUGGCUCUCUGUAUGGCCUCCAGUCACUGCUACACCUCCAUCUGUCCAACAACUCCAUCUCGAGCUUCAACCCUGAGGGAUGGCGCUUCUGCGAGAGGCUACGAGAGCUGCAUCUGGACCAUAACAACUUGACAAAGCUGGCCGAGGGCAGUUUUGUGAAGUUAGCCAACUUGCAGACUCUUCAGCUGAGCCACAACUCUAUCAACUAUAUAGCAGAGGGAGCUUUCAGAGGUCUCAGCUCCUUACGCUUACUGGAUCUUGACCACAAUGACAUUUCUGGAACAAUCGAGGACACCAGCGGUGCCUUUGCAGGCCUAAAGAAACUCCGGAAGCUGACACUGUUUGGAAACAGGAUCAAGUCGGUGGCCAAGAAAGCCUUCUCAGGCCUGGAAGCCCUUGAGCACCUAAACCUGGGCGGAAACGCCAUCCUCUCCAUUCUACCAGACGCCUUCAACAAUAUGAAGAACCUCCGCAGCCUCGAGAUCCUCAGCGAUAGCUUCCUGUGCGAUUGCCAGCUGCACUGGUUUCCUGAGUGGGUUGUGGCACGAGAGCUACAGUCUGGCAUCCACGCCAUGUGCGCACACCCUGAGAGCCUGAAGGGCACCAGCAUCUUCCAGGCUCCUGCACAGAGCUUUGUUUGUGAUGAUCUGCCUAAACCUCAGAUCACGGUUCACCCCUCAGCCACAGCUGGCGUGUUAGGCAAAGACGUGCGUUUGACGUGCAUGGCUGUAAGCAGCAGCAGCUCGCCCAUGACCUUCACAUGGCGGAAAGACCAGGAGCCACUGCCUCAUGCCCACGUGGAGAACUCUGCCCACUCCACCUCCAAAGACAGCCCAGGAAUCAUGGAGUACACAACCGUCCUCCAUCUACGCAACGUCAAGUUCGAGGACGAGGGCCGCUACCAGUGCGUCAUCUCCAAUCACUUUGGCUCCACCUACUCCAACAAAGCACGUCUCAGCAUCAGCGUGCUGCCUUCAUUUGUGAAGACCCCACGUGACCUCACCAUCCGGGCUGGUGCAAAGGCCCGUCUGGAGUGCGCAGCAAAAGGUUAUCCACCUCCACAGGUUGCUUGGCAGAAAGACGGUGGCACGGAUUUCCCGGCAGCCCGUGAGCGGCGCAUGGAGGUGAUGCCCGACGACGACGUGUUCUUCAUAAUGCACGUGAAGCCUGAAGACAUGGGUGUGUACAGCUGCACAGCCAGAAACACCGCAGGCAUGAUCUCUGCCAAUGUCACGCUCACCGUGCUGGAAAUGCCUCACCUCCUGCAGGGGAUGGAGGACCGCAGUGUGGUGCUUGGCGAGGCAGUGGCUCUGCAAUGUAAAGCCAUGGGUAGCCCUCCUCCCCGAAUCACCUGGCUGCAUGGGGGUGAGCCGCUGCACCCCAGUGAGCGCCAUCAUUUCACCCACGCCAACCAGCUUCUGGUGAUCAGCAGCUCCAUGCUGGAGGAUGCUGGACGCUACACUUGUGUCAUGUCCAACCCUCUAGGCACCGAGCGUGCCCAGUGUAGCUUGACCGUGAUCCAGCGACCUGGUGGCAAUUGCCACAUGAACGCCAGCUCUGGGGCGGUCACUGUAGGCAUUGUCGUGAUCGCCGUGGUUACAAGUGUCGUGGCGACCUCUUUGGUGUGGGUGUGCAUCAUCUACCAGACAAGGAAGAAGAGCGAAGAGUGCAGCGUCAACACGGAUGAGACCAUUGUUCCUCCUGAUGUCCCAAGCUACCUGUCCUCACAGGGCACGCUGUCUGAGAGGCAGGACGUAUGUAUAAGAGUGGAGUCCAGCGGAGGAUCCCAGCCGAGUGGCCACACUCACAACAAUGGAGGUUUUGAUGUUCCAGUCCUGUGUACUGAUUGCAUGGAAAACGGUAACAGCUACUCCAGGCCACCAGACUACUUUUGCCAUGGCAUUACACCUUCUUCAGGCAUGGAGUACCAACAGGUGCAGCCUCCAUCGACCUUCAGCAGCGUUAAGACGGGCGACGGGCACUGUAACGGCAUGCCAAACGGAGUCAGGAAAGAGGCGACGCCUACGUCGCACAAGAAAAAUGCUGAUAGAAAAGGAUCCGUGACCAGUAGGACAGGAACAUCGUCUCCGAGCGAGAGCCACCAUCGGCCGGUAAAACCGACCUCCAUUCCCUCAACCUGCACGGACGCUGAGCUCACACAGACUCUGUUACCCAACGGCCACACACACUCGAGUGAGACCGCCCACCUCAGGCGGGCUAGUGACUAGCACCUAGCGCAAUACCAAGUGAAGACUUUUGUAUUGCUAUUUUUCGUAUCCUGUUUGCACUGUGAACUGCUACCUCACACCGUGGGGCGCACGUGGAGCUCGUCCUGCGUCUGAUCGUGGAGUCUAGGCGCCCGGGUUUGAAGGCAAAGCUUGAACGAGGGGCCGUCCGUGCCCUAGUCUGAGCGUUACAUCUGUAUAUAAUGUUUAAAUUCGCCUCAGGGAGGCUUCGUUGACCGCAAAAAAAAAAAAAAAGAUGAUAAUAAGUGACUUGCAUUUGAAGCAUGUUAAUGUAGGGAAUAUUGUAUAAUACAAGAGAGUGCUCUAAUGUUGGACUUUAAAUUGUACAUAAGAGUUUUCAUAUAUAUCUAUAUUAUUAUUAUAUAACUUUUACAGAAGAGUAUUUGAAUCUAUUCUGUGCAUGGUCCGAUCAGAGUGAUGCUAUUUUUUCCUCCCUUUUUAUAAAGCUCCCAGCCCUGGUGCCUUACAGCAUGAACAAAGAAUUUGCAAGUCUGUCAUCCGCUUCUCUUGGGGCGAAACCUUUGGGUUUUUUUUUUUUUUUUUUUUUUGUGAAAUAGGAAUCGGAUCUAAGAUAAAUACCAUCAUCUCCAGCUACGACCUUAUGACUCGGUUCAUAUUUGCUGGUGUUGAAUAAGAGAAACGCUCGGUUUGGUACAGUAAGCUCGAGAAGGGGGUGAAGAAAUGCAAAUCAGCACUUUGGUUGAAAUAACAUGAGAUUUAUCACCGUUUAAGAUUUUAAAUACGUAUAGGAAGGUUGAUAUUUUCACACUUUUUUUCACUAGAAUAAAUACUGAACUUUAUACUCGGCAGCCUAAUUCACAAUUCUGCAGCUGAAACCUACUAACUGUGGAGGCUAAAAACCUGUGAUUCUCAUCAUUUGCACAGCUUAAAAUAUGGGGGGAAAAAAAUAAAAGAUUCAGCUUUUCCAUUUGCUAAAAGGUACCAAAUCGUAGUUGUUAGCCAGCGGUAAAAUUUCAAAUCUAAAAUGUGCGCUAACAACAAAACAUGGUAAGAAAGAAAUUUCUUAGCGCGUAACAAAAGGGAUAAAGAUAAACUACUUACACGGGGAAAAGGCAUCGUUAUCUGUGUUAGCUGGUGUUCAGGAGCUUUUUCAAUGUCUACACACAGGGAAUGGCCAGUAUCUUCAGUAAACACCAUUAGAUAAUGCUACGUCAACGUUACUGAACGCCUCAUUAGCUAAUGCUAACUCUAGCCUCUUUAAACCAAAUAAUAGGUACUAAGCAAAUAACUCAAAUCUGUGAGGCUUUUUAAGCCAACCCAUUUUUUUUUUUUUUUUUUUUUUUACAGAAACCAAACUGAGAGAAUAUUUUGUUUACUGUAGAAAAUAUCUAGCGAUGUUACAGCAGUUCUGUCACUCUGUUACCCAACUAACUGGCUAGACUUUUAGCUAACCAGCUAACUCAAAAUGAAGAAAAAAAAAAGAGCUUUGCUUCACGUUCUCCUGAAAAAACACGUAAAAGGGUUUACCUGCUAAUUUCCGUAGCUCGCGUGUCGUAGCAGAGACUUGCUCACUUUCCUUUCAUAUUAAUUUAUUGAAAAGAAACACAAAUAGCUGUACAUUUGCAACGUUGAUAUUGUGACGUGUGGCAAGUUGACAUGUCUAUUAAAAUCACAUUCUGCUCUUUGA